Molecule: messenger RNA, 3174 nt
Organism: Sceloporus undulatus (fence lizard)
Lineage: Eukaryota; Metazoa; Chordata; Lepidosauria; Squamata; Phrynosomatidae
Gene: PHF19
Product: PHD finger protein 19
Exons: 15
Coding region: 324-2063 (579 amino acids)
Biological process (GO): chromatin organization; regulation of DNA-templated transcription
Cellular component (GO): nucleus
Molecular function (GO): chromatin binding; DNA binding
Source: RefSeq, a predicted model, not a curated record
AAAACAGACUUGCAAAAGGGAAAGAUGGCGCCUGGUGCUGGGUCCCUCUGCCCUGGAGCAUCUUUGCAACUUUGCACCCUCCAGGGUCUCUUAUAAAGAGGGGCAUCAGCCAUGGGAGACUAUUAGCCCUCUCCCUGGAGGAGAGAGAGAGAGAGAGAUCCAGAUCCAGAUCCAGAUCAGACAUCACUACCCCAGGAUUCGAACUCAGGAUCCUGCAUUUCUUAUAAGGCAUUUCCUCCCAUCCCUGCCACAAGACUGGAGAGGGCUGUCCAGCGAAUGAAUGGAAGAGGAAUCACUGCAAUAAAUAGCGUCCAGCAAGGCUCAUGGAGAACAACGAUCUUAGGCAUGUCUACACAGCCAGCGGACGCCUCCAGCAGCCGACAGUGGACUUGGCUACCAAAACCCAAAAGGGCCGGCAAGAGCUGAUGACCAAAUUGACGGAAGGACAAUAUGUCUUGUGCCGUUGGACCGAUGGGCUCUAUUACCUUGGGAAGAUCAAGAGGGUGAGUGGCUCUAAGCAGAGCUGCCUGGUGACCUUUGAAGACAAUUCCAAGUACUGGGUGCUUUGGAAGGACAUCCAGCAUGCUGGGGUCCCUGGUGAAGAACCCAAGUGCAACAUCUGCCUAGGAGAGACGACAGGCCCCCUGAACGAUAUAUUGAUAUGUGGAAAAUGUGGACUAGGUUACCACCAGCAAUGUCAUAUCCCAGUGGUGAGCACUCGGGAGAACUCCUUGGCAACGCCUUGGUUUUGCCGGAGAUGCAUCUUUGCCUUAGCUGUGCGGAAAGGUGGUGCCUUGAAGAAAGGAGCCAUUGCCCGGACGCUGCAGAUGGUGAAGAUGGUGCUGUCCUAUAACCCCGAACAGCUGGAAUGGGACUCACCCCACCGGACCAACCAACAGCAGUGUUAUUGCUACUGUGGCGGCCCUGGCGAGUGGUACCUGAAGAUGCUGCAAUGUUUUCGCUGCCAACAGUGGUUCCAUGAAGCUUGCACGCAAUGUCUCAGCGAUCCGAUGCUCUUUGGAGACCGGUUUUACAUUUUCUACUGCUCGGUGUGUAACCAGGGUCCAGAGCACAUCAGACGUUUGCCCUUGAGAUGGGUCGAUGUGGUGCAUCUCGUGCUCUACAACCUGGGUGUCCAAAGUAAGAAGAAAUACUUUGACUUUGAGGAAAUCUUGGCCUUUGUCAAUCACCACUGGGACCUUUUGCAGCUGGGGAAGCUGACUGAAACCCCCAUCGCAGAGCGAGGUUCCCAUCUUCUGGAUGCACUCAACAGCUACAAAAGCAGAUUUCUAUGCGGGAAGGAAAUCAAGAAGAAGAAGUGCAUUUUCCGCCUGCGGAUCCGUGUCCCGCCGAACCCGCCGAGCAAACUCCUGCCUGAGAAGACCCCAGGACUGGUUGACGGCAGAGCCUCCGAAGCAAAGAAAAGGGGGAGACUGAAGCAUUCCCACAAAAGCAGUUCAUCAACAUGCGAUCUCCAGCAGGAAAGCAGGAGGAGGAAAAGAUCAAAAUUUCUCUUGGAAGAUGCUAUUCCAAGUAGUGAUUUUGCCUCGGCUUGGAGCACAAACCACCAUCUGGCCAGCAUCUUUGAUUUCACGUUGGAUGAAAUCCAGAGUCUGAAAAGUGCAAGUUCAGGUCACACUUUCCUUUCCGAAGUGGACUCCACAGACGCCGUCAGCACUUCGGGGUCAGCGACAACCAGCCUCUCCUAUGAAUCAAGCAGAAGGAAUAUGGGCAGCCGGAAGCGUAAACUGACCGCCAAGACUUACACGGCCAUCGAAGCGAAGCAAAAAUGCUCACCGCAUCUGCGGAGAACUAUGCCCGGCUGCUCUUCCGAAGACAGCGAGGCAGCCUGCGUGCCUAACCGUGCCAUCGAUUGCCACACUUUUGAGCGCAUGAGCGAAGAUGACUCGUCCCUUUCCCACCUCAAGUCCUCCAUCAACAACUACUUUGGGGCUGCUGGCAGGCUGGUGUGCGGCGAAAAGUACCAGGUCCUGGCGCGACGGGUGACCCUGGAGGGCAAAGUUGAGUAUUUGGUGGAAUGGGAAGGCACCACUCCAUAUUGAUGCUGUGCCAGUGCGUAGGAUUUGGAGACUUAAGGAAAGAAAUAGGACGGGUGGGGAUGAGUUGGAGGAAAAUGUCAUAUGAUGGAGUGGCGCAGCCAUCCUGGGCAAGGCCUCUCCUGGAAAGAGUUUACUUAAUGCUUAUUCAGGGGUGCCCUUGGUACACUGAGUUGCUGGUUGAGGUACUUCAACAAUGUACCCCAAGAAAGGCUUUGUUGGCGUGACCAUGUGUGUUGCUAACUGACUGCCAAGAUAGAACCCCGUUGCUUUAUUGCUGCUUUUUCUUGUUUCUGUUGUUGCUGUUGUUAUGGAAGGGAGAGGAGAUGGAAAUGGGUGGGUUGAGCCAGUCAUGGCAAUGCCAACCAGGUAUGGAAAGAGAGGACUUAAAACCUUUUAUAAUGGCAUCUCUCGGGAAUGGCAUCGCUCUUUUCUCCAGGCUGAGGGAAAGAGAAGGAAUUCCAGGGCACCAUGAUAGCCUGGCAUGACAGACAAAACUAUCCCGCUGAAGAUGGUCCUUGUUUUAUGCCAGGCUUGGCCAUGCCCAAAAUAGAGGCAAAGGUGCCUUAGCAAGCUAUUUCAGCGCACAAGGCGGAAAGUCCCACAAGCACUUCUUGCCCACUGGCAAUAAAGAUACUAUAAGAACGAAGAAGAUUGCCAUUUGUUUGCCACCCUUUUGUGGCACCCAAAACAAGCUGCCUAAGGUAGCCUCCUCCUUUCUCCCGCAUGGCAGGGCUGGCAAGGAGAUUGAAAUGUGAGGAUAGUUUUGGGCUCCAUGUGCCCAAAAGCUGAUUUUGCCACAGCUGUGAACUCCUGAGCAAGCCUUCUGCCAUUUUCCUUUGCCCAUGCCCUGCAAAGUGGGGAACGAUACGUACUGGCAUCGCAACUGGAGUUUUGUUGGGAUUGCCGAAACGAUGUAGAAGAAAUGUGGUUCUGAGCACUUGAAAUGAGCUGUGUAAAUGCAACAAGAAAGGAAAGUUGACUGGCCGUCCCAAGCCAUUGCUAACCUUAAAGUAUUUAAGAAAUGCUGCUACAAAAUGCAUAACCAAACAGUGCUACUUUAGGCUCCAGUGUUAUCUUGAGCCCCCUGAAUCUGCACUAUGCCAUAUAUAUAUAU